AUGGCUUCACAAAGUAGUAAGAAAACAGCAUCCUCCAAUGCCAACACUUUGAAAGAACUCCAUUUGAUUUCAAUUGCAGUAAACUUAUUAGCAUUAUUGGUUUUGCUUGUGUUCAAAAGACCUUCUUCAAAAUGGGCUUAUUUGAUUUUUUCACUCCCAGCAUUCUUCUGUCAAUAUACUUUAGAGAAAAGUGGUAGACCAAUUUACGGAUUGGAAAAUGGUUAUUCAAAGCUUAUCAAACCGGGCCAAGAUUUGAAAGGUGAAGGUUUAUUCGAGUAUAUGUUUGAUUGUAUCUACAUUACUUGGUUAAUCGACUUGCUAAUGAUUGUAUUUGGUUCCAAUAAGGUUUGGUGGUUAUACCUGGUAAUUCCAGGUUAUGCUGCUUAUAAAGCUGCUUCCAUUGCCAAAUCCUUCUUCGGGGGUGGUGCUAAAGGUGCUGAAAACUCUAAUAAUACGAAAGAAGAACAAACUAGCAGUACUAAGUCUUCUAAUACUAAAAGUAAAAGACAAACAAAAUUAGAAGCAAGAAGAGAAAAGGGC
Molecule: messenger RNA, 540 nt
Organism: Hyphopichia burtonii NRRL Y-1933
Lineage: Eukaryota; Fungi; Ascomycota; Pichiomycetes; Serinales; Debaryomycetaceae
Exons: 1
Biological process (GO): vacuolar protein processing
Cellular component (GO): intracellular membrane-bounded organelle
Source: RefSeq, a predicted model, not a curated record